Molecule: messenger RNA, 2507 nt
Organism: Phoenix dactylifera (date palm)
Lineage: Eukaryota; Viridiplantae; Streptophyta; Magnoliopsida; Arecales; Arecaceae
Gene: HEI10
Product: RING/U-box superfamily protein
Biological process (GO): chiasma assembly
Source: RefSeq, a predicted model, not a curated record
UUCUUUUCUCCCUAUUGUCUCUCCCAAGUCCCAAGCAGCUCGAGAAGGCGAUGCGACUUUUUUAGGUUUUUUUUUUUUUUUUUUUUGGGGUACGAGAUCUCGGUGCUUCGAAUCAAUCUCGGAAUCUAAAUCUGCCAAUCUCGAUUUGCAGCGGUAUCACCUUGAUCCAGUCAUAUCUUCGUUUAGUUCUUUCCAAUCUCAAAUCCAAUUGCGGAUUUCUUUGCCUCGAUAAAAAGCUACCAUAUUUUUUUUUUCUUUUUUCCCUGCGAUUUCCGCCAAGAUCCGAGCAUAAAAGAGGGUUUUCUAUUUUUCCAAGUGCUGUUCUGAGGUUAAUGGUGGAUUCUUAGCUGUUUGAAGAUUAUCUUGUGCUUGGUAAUUUUUCAGAUUUCUACGGUAAUAAAUCUGAUUUUGCUUCCUCUUCUUCUUCUUCUUCUUCCACUGACAUCUUUGUAAAACCUCUGAUGUGUAGGCAUGUGGUUUCCAGUUGGUAUUCUCUGGGGAUGUUUUCAACUUACCCGCCCUUAAUUUUGAGUUUUUACCCUAGGUUUUCAACAGAUCUUUGUAAAGGGUAAUCGAUAACCGUAGCUCCUCAAGGAUUUGUUAAUUCCAUUGGAUUUAUGCAUGAUGUAGUCUUCUGAAGAAAUUCCGUGAUUUUUUAUUAGCCAAGAAUAUAAUGUGUUAAUUAGGCGAUUCCCGAUGAUCUUCUAAUGCGGUUGAUUUCAGUUCAAUCAUAUUUUUGAUUCCUAGCCAGAUAUCAUAAUUGUCCUAUCCCUUUAUCCAAGCAUCGCAGAAUCGAUGCCUUUAUUCCAGCAUUAUUUAUCUGUUGUCUUUAAAAAGGAACGAUCUUGAACCCUAAUUGCUCAAGUUUUUACCUUGGCCUUUUACUGGAGUUUAUAUGGACGCUUAACUCUGAGGAUCUCUUUCUCUUCAUCCCUCUAUAGGUUGUCUAUGGAGCAGCCAUAAUGGACAGGAAAACGAUUUUGUUUUUCUUAAAGAGUCAGUUGUACUUUUACAGGCACGGUAGGUCUUGAAAAUUAUCGGUUACCAUCGAAUUAGAAGUCCAGGGAUGAGAUGAGGUGCAAUGCUUGCUGGCGGGAAUUGGAAGGGAAAGCCGUAUCAACCACCUGUGGCCAUCUCUUGUGUAUGCUAUAGCCACUCACACAUUUUUAUUUAUUUAUCAAAAUGUAUACGUGAAUAUUGCAUGGUUGAAUAUCUUUAACACAUGAAAAGGCACUGAGGAUGCAAGCAAGAUACUCAGCAACGAUGCUGCAUGUCCAGUUUGUGAUCAAGUGCUCUCCAAAAGAUGGCAAUGGCUGGAGUUUCCCCGCAAAUUCUCAUGAAGAGUGCAUAUCGAAGUGUGAUGUUUUACAUUGGACAAAAGGAGUUAGAGACGCAAUACAAAUUGAACAAGCUUCUUGGGCAAUGCCGACAGAAAUGUGAGGCCAUGCAAGAAAAAUUUGCAGAAAAAAUGGAGCAAGUGCAUACUGCAUACCAAAAAAUGGCCAAGAGGUGCCAGAUGAUGGAAAAAGAGAUUGAAAGCUUAUCAAAAGAUAAGCAAGAACUGCAAGAAAAAUAUGCUGAGAAAUCCAGGCAUAAGAGGAAACUAGAUGAGAUGUAUGAUCAGUUGAGAAGUGAGUAUGAGUCUGUAAAGCGUACAGCAAUCCAACCUGGAGGCAACUUUUUUCCAAGAACUGAACCAGACUUGUUCUCAGGCAUGGGUAAUAUGAUGGAUAGCAGAGACCCCCUCAGACAAGAUCGUUCGAUUGUUACCCCUGAAACUCCAGGGCAGAGAGAGGAUAUAUGGCCUUCAGCCAGACAGAAGCAUUCCAACUCAGGUGCCUAUGACCUUUCUGGGGGCUCACCAGCAAAGAUUGCACCAGUUCCUGUAGAUUCUGGAAUCAGGAGACAGGCACACUCUUUUUUUGGACUUGGUCCAAGCAAUCCUGCUUCUACUUUGCGUAAUCUCAUAAUCUCACCCAUGAAGCGGCCCCAGCUAUCACGUAGCCGCCCUCAUGUAUUCACAUAAGGUUCAUUCUCUGGUUAGUUUUCAAUAAGCUGUUCUGAUGAUGUUCCAGUAGACACGUGCCUAUCAAGCAGGUGGCACCUCCUUUGAGGUUGAAACUGUUCCAGCUGGGAUUCAGUCUGCUGGUUGAUGUCUCAACCAAGACGAGCAGCAUAUCAACAUGGUCCCUUUUAAUCUUGCUGUAGAUGUUUUUGUCUGACCGAUCAAGCUGAUGUUUCAGGUUGUAAGGGCAGCUGGGAAUGUUGCUGUUCAAUCAUUGCCACCAGCAGUCUCUCUUCUCUCUUUACAAAAUAGUUAAAUGUUAAAAAGUAACUAUCAUUGAGACACAAUGACAUCAUAACACUGAGUCUAGUUGACAUCGUAAAUAGUCAGGAGAGAGAUCAUUUGAUUUCAGGAAGUGUCUUGAUACAAGAAUGCUUGUAGUGUUGCUUUUUUUAUUACUCUGCAUUCUAAGUGAUGCAGGGAGAGGAUUCUCCUCAUGGUA